UGAGUAAAAUGGGAAAUAUUUCUUCACCUUUCAAAAACAAGAUAAUAAAGGGAAAAAAAUCAACUUCAAUAAUACGAUUCCAACUAUCAAAAACCAGGGAUCCUGAAUGUUGAAUCUCAUGAGGUGGAAAAAAUUAAAACUCUCUCUCUGUAGAUUAAGGAAAUUUUUUUUUUAUUUGAAACAACCAACCAACUGCUAAAUCCUCUCAACUUUUGUCUUGAAGCACUUUUGUUUGCUUACUCUACUCCCCCUAGUCUUUACUCUUUCACAUUACAGUUCACCUCUCCUUCUCUCGACCAACUUCUCUCUCUUUUUUGGUAAAAUAAACCUGUUUUUAUGAUCUUUUCCGUCCCCUUUUUUAAUAUGAAAAGAUCAUCAGUUUCAAAAGGUGUGCUAGCGAACAAUGAGUAUAACAGGGAGAUAAAGUGGGAGCUGAGACCCGGUGGCAUGCUUGUUCAAAAGAGAGAUGCUGGAAAUGGCUCUUCCAGGGCCAUGAUCAACAUCAAGGUCUCUUAUGGUUCUCAUCUCCAUGACCUCACUGUCCCUGCUCAAUCCACCUUUGGGGAUUUGAAAAGGGUUCUUGCCCAGGAGACUGGUCUGGAGCCAAAAGAGCAGAGAUUGCUAUUUAGGGGUAAAGAGAAAGAUGAUGAAGAAUGUUUACACAUGGUGGGUGUAAAAGAUAUGUCAAAAGUAAUAUUGUUCGAAGACCCGGCUAGCAAAGAGAGGAAACUUGAGGAGAUGAAGAGAAAUCAAAGUAUACUUAAAGCUUAUGAAGAUGUUGCCAAAGUCAGAAUAGAUGUUGAUAAACUUGCAGAGAAGGUUGUUGCCUUAGAGGCAGCUAUUCGUGGUGGCGCCAAGGUUGCGGACAAGGAAUUCAUCGUCUUAACAGAUUUACUUAUGAUGCAGUUGCUUAAACUGGACUCCAUGGAGGUGGAUGGGGAAGCUAAAGCUCAGAGGAGGAUUGAGGUCCGGCGAGUGCAGAGUUUUGUGGACACAAUAGACAGUCUCAAGGCAAGAAACUCUAAUCCCUUCAGCAGUAGUAGCAAUGCAGCAUCACUGAAAACCAAAUGGGAGACUUUCGAGUCCGGAGUCGGAAGCUUAAGCUCUGCAACCCCCUUACAAUCUUCCACAAAAAUAACUCAGGAUUGGGAAGUGUUUGACUGAGAAGGCAAGGAAGCUAAAUAUGUACUUUGAUAUUAAUACUAGACGUUAGACACUGUAACUAUUAGGGCUUUGUUUCCUGCUCUUAGUCACAAAAAGGCUGUUUAAUGGAUGUGUUGAUAGGUUUGAGAUGAAGAUUAAACCUUCUAACUGCUAUGAUAUUGUACAAAGUUGAGAUGGCUUCAA
Mangifera indica (mango) is the source of this 1347-nucleotide messenger RNA. RefSeq names its product BAG family molecular chaperone regulator 4-like. The coding region runs from base 337 to 1164 and encodes 275 amino acids. Gene Ontology annotation, biological process: protein stabilization. Lineage: Eukaryota; Viridiplantae; Streptophyta; Magnoliopsida; Sapindales; Anacardiaceae. Gene Ontology annotation, cellular component: cytoplasm. The record is from RefSeq and is a predicted model, not a curated record. The transcript is spliced from 4 exons. Gene Ontology annotation, molecular function: adenyl-nucleotide exchange factor activity; protein-folding chaperone binding.